AUGCCUAAACCGCAGCAGAACCACGGACAGAACAAAAUCCAAAACCUCGAACUGGACCGUCUAGUCCGACACUCCCCCCUGCCUCCUCACCCGUGCCGCACUCCAUCCCCCUCCUCCCCCGUCUCUGGCUUGGAACUGCCCAACGUGCCCCACUACCCCCGCCUGCCCCCUAUCAGCCCCCCUGCUCUCUCCGGCCUCUCCAACCCCGCCUUCCACAUCAAGGACGACUCCGGCUCUGCCGGCCCGCGGCCUGCAGAAAGUUCCAGACUCAGCCCCCACCCUGCCGUCAACGUGGAGGAUGUGGACUCAGACCGCGAGCUGGGAGGAGCAGGAGGAGACGAAGAGGGAGGAGGCAUCCGCCAGCGGCACAUCCCCCAGAUUCUUACCCCCCAGGACCCCAAUCUCAAGACCCUCACCGUUCCUGUCGCCAUCAAGGCUGGGCGCCCAAGCAAAUCUGCAGAUAAAGAAAGGAACAUGUACUCGCAAAGUGAGGAAGAGGAUGAUGAUGAACUAGAGACCGCUGUCCGAGCCUGGCCAAGCCAAUCCAGCAUAGUCAGUGCAGACGACGGACUGCGGGAGCGUCCUGCCUCGUCAGCCAGCCAGGCCAGUGCGGUAGUGAAUGAGCGUCUGCAGGAGCUGGUGAAGAUGUUUAAGGAGCGGACGGAGAGAGCCAAGGAGAAACUCAUCGACCCAGAUGACUCUGAUGAUGACAGCCCCACCCCUUCCCCAGCGCCCGCCGCUCCAGGUCCUCCACCUGCACCUCCAGAGGAGCCGCAGGAGGAGGAGGGCAAAGCGCCCUCUGGUGACCCUGGGCAGGGGGAGCACCCUAGGGCUGGGCUCUGCUGCAAGGUGACCGCUCCUCGAAGGCUACGAUCCCUGCUACAGUACCGCCUCCCUGCUAGCAUCGACCCCUUCACCAACCUGGUGUACGUGCUGUGGCUGUUCUUCGUGACCUUGGCCUGGAACUGGAAUGUCUGGCUGAUCCCGGUGCGCUGUGCGUUCCCAUACCAGACUCCCGGUAACAUCCACAUGUGGCUGACCAUGGACUACCUGUGUGACCUGCUCUACAUCCUGGACAUGCUGCUCUUCAAACCGCGGUUGCAGUUCAUACGCGGCGGGGACAUUGUGUGUGACCAGAAGGACAUGAGAAAGAAUUACAUGAAGACCACGAGAUUCAAGUUGGAUGUGGCCAGUCUUCUUCCCCUAGAGUUGUUCUACUUCAAAAUAGGGAUAAACCCUAUCCUCCGUGUCCCACGGCUACUAAAGAUCAUGACUUUCUUCGAGUUCAACGAGCGUCUGGAGGCCAUCCUGACCAAAGCCUAUAUCUACAGAGUGAUCCGGACAACCAGCUACCUGCUGUUCUGCCUGCACUGUAACGCCUGUCUGUACUACUGGGUGUCUGACUACGAGGGCCUGGCUUCCACUAAGUGGGUUUACAAUGGCGAGGGAAACGGCUAUAUCCGUUGCUACUACUAUGCUGUGAAGACCUUGAUCACCAUCGGAGGUCUUCCGGAUCCAACCACUCUGUCAGAGAUCAUCUUCCAGCUCAUCAACUACUUUGUUGGAGUGUUUGCCUUCUCCAUCAUGAUUGGACAGAUGCGUGACGUGGUUGGUGCCGCGACGGCGGGAAAGACGCACUACCGUGCCUGCAUGGACAACACCGUGAAAUAUAUGGCCUCAUACCGGAUCCCCAGAGAGGUGCAGAACCGUGUGAAGACAUGGUAUAACUACACCUGGCAGUCCCAAGGCAUGCUGGAUGAACAGGAGCUUCUGUCACAGCUGCCAGAUAAGAUGCGUCUAGACAUUGCGGUGGACGUCAACUACUCCAUCGUUAGUAAGGUGGCUCUCUUCCAGGGUUGUGACAGACAGAUGAUCUUUGACAUGCUGAAAAGACUUCGAUCUGUUGUCUACCUGCCUGGGGAUUACGUCUGCAAAAAGGGGGAGGUGGGCCGAGAGAUGUACAUCAUUAAAGCAGGAGAGGUGCAGGUGGUGGGAGGGCCAGAUGGGAGGACUGUGUUCGUCACACUCAGGGCGGGGUCCGUGUUCGGAGAGAUCAGUUUGCUGGCGAUUGGGGGUGGAAACAGGCGAACAGCCAAUGUGAUUGCUCACGGCUUUGCUAACCUUUUCAUCCUGGACAAGAAGGACCUAAACGAUAUUCUAGUUCACUACCCAGAAUCCCAAAAGCUUCUCAGGAGGAAGGCCCGAAAAAUGCUGACCAAGGACAAAAAGCCAGCCGAGGCGAAGCCAGAAGCUAAAGCCUCCCUCCCCCCGCCCCGGGCAGAGACCCCCAAACUGCUGAAAGCUGCUCUGGAGAUGGCAGGGAAGUCUGGCUUCAGAGGAACCCUGGCCAAGAUGAAGGAAAGGGCCAACAAGUCCAUCUCACCGCAGCCCUCCAUCUCCUCCUCCCUGCCCACCCCCUCUCCCAUCUCCACCCUCGCCCCUGAGCCUGAUCGCCCCCCUGCAACCCCCUCCCUGAACUCCGACAGCUCCAUGAGGCUUGGCACCCAGGGAGAUGACACUUUAUCCUCGGACAAGGACCCAGAAGACACACAGCAUGAAGAAGAGAGGAAUGAGGCAGCGAAAGGAGGGAAGAAGAGAGAAAAGAAGAAGAUAUGAGUAAAAUAUUUUUAGGGGUUGGUGGUUCCCGCCCACUCUCUCAAAUUCUAUGACAUUAUUACAUCUGUGCAGUGAGAUAGAAAGCUGGAGCACUAGAUGAGUUUUAAAUCCACAGCUGAAACAACAUCUAAUACUUCCUGCAUAUUUUUGUUUUGUUGCAUCUGCUUGGUUGGUCUUGUGGGCUUUACAGGAAGUAACGAGAUGACAUCAUGACGACAUUUGGCAACGAAAUAAUACAAAUUAUCCAAAGACUGACACUUCCACUAAAACCUUUCCUUAAAUACCUGCAAAAUCCUCCUUUAUUGUAUUCCUCUCCACAUUUCUGUUAUGAAAAUUACCAGGAGAUGAGGGAAAAAAGCUGUUCCUCCUCAUCACUACUGAUGUCUUUGCUGCAACACUCACUCUAUUUAUGUUUACAAUUUAGCAAUAAUUUCAAUUGUAUUUCGUUCGGAUAAGAUCACACAGGAUCGAGGUGUUGGUGUCUGUAUGUGUGUACGUAUAUCUGUGUUAGUUAUCAGGUCUGCUGCGGUUCUGUCUGCAAUCAACUGCCUUCUCCUAAACCCUGAACCAUGGAGCUUUCUUUCGUUUACUAGCGAGAGGAUCAAGCCAUCAUUCCUUAGACGGGCAUUUUGGAGAAUAUGAUUACAAAAAAAGUCCGGUUUUUAUUUCCUCAGUAUGAGGAAUGGUUUUUCUGAUGUGCAGAAUAGAUGUUUACAGUAAUUUUGUAAAGAUGUAAAAAAAUUGCCUUAUUUUUUCAUGAAUCUUGUGUUGUCGAUAUCUUUAUAGGUACGUCUUGGAUUUUUUAAUUUAAGAGCUUUUUUGAAUAGAUUAUUUGUUAUGGAAAUAUUUUGGAAAUGUAUCUAAUUGUAUGCAGACAGGGGAUUGUCCUGCUUAAAAACCACUAGAAUCUGAAUAAUCUGUUCAUGACUAUGUAAAAAUACAUGUAGAGCUGGCAGCUUCCCAACAAACCAAAUAUUGAAUCUUCAAUAUUGGACCUUUAGUUGUCCAUUUACCUGCAUACUUAUUGACCAUAAGAAAUCCCUCUUUGUUGUUGAUUUAUGAAAAAGUAUAUGAAAAUAGGAUAUGUUACUGAGGAUUUUAAUGAGUCUAUAUAUCACUAUAUUUGUAAGUACUGUUUGAUAGUAAUUAUGUAUUUGACAAUAAUUUAUUAGGAACCAACAGGCCUAUGACUUUUAUAGUUGUUGUACAGAUAUAUAGGCCUACUGUAUAUUCUCAGAAAUAAUAGGAUAUAAUAAUCAGCCACGGAAACUGCCAGAUAGUAGAUUCAAGCAAAACGUUGUUGUUGUAGGGGAGGAAUGCUAAUUUGGAGUGUGUAUUAAGUGACAUAAAACGUUAAGACUUUUAAUAAGAUGCCCUUGCUUUUUACAAUUUACUCAUCUGCAAAAAUGUAAGUCACUAAAUAAAUGUUUUGUCUGUGUGUGGAAUCUAUAAAUUGUUAUGUAUCGUUAUAUGUAAUCUCUGUUUCGAGAGUAUUGACUGAAGAAUUUGAACACUUUCAGUACUUAAAUGAACUAUCAUGGAACUACAUAUCAAUACUAUACCUAGGCUACAGUAUGGUAACAUUGUUACAUAGAAACUGCAAUGUAGAUACACUUCAUUACCCUCCAACUGUGCCAACAACACUUCAAGUAACAGCCUAGCCCGACGCUACUACAAACAUUUAAAAUUUUGUUGGGUAUUAUUGCUAUAUAGUUACGAGAUAAUUAAUGUAGCCUUUAUCCAAAGUGUUAUCUUUGAUUGCUAUCAAAUGACCAUUGAGUGUUCUAUCAUUAUAAAAUAGAUAUAUAAUAUGAUCAAUUUAGCAAGCAGAGUUUCUGAAACCUAUUCCGUAAAGCUGUGA
Hypomesus transpacificus is the source of this 4477-nucleotide messenger RNA. Its product is annotated as cyclic nucleotide-gated cation channel beta-1-like. Lineage: Eukaryota; Metazoa; Chordata; Actinopteri; Osmeriformes; Osmeridae. Gene Ontology annotation, cellular component: intracellular cyclic nucleotide activated cation channel complex; plasma membrane; photoreceptor outer segment. Gene Ontology annotation, molecular function: intracellularly cAMP-activated cation channel activity; protein-containing complex binding; cGMP binding. Gene Ontology annotation, biological process: monoatomic cation transmembrane transport; retina homeostasis. Bases 1 to 2616 code for a protein of 871 amino acids. The record is from RefSeq and is a predicted model, not a curated record. The transcript has 19 exons.